Penicillium egyptiacum is the source of this 1704-nucleotide messenger RNA. NCBI's taxonomy places the organism in Eukaryota, Fungi, Ascomycota, Eurotiomycetes, Eurotiales, Aspergillaceae. The record is from the annotation of a GenBank genome assembly.
AUGCCUUACCGAUUUGAGAUUGCCGCUCAAGGCCGUGCUGGCUGCAAAGCCCCCGACUGUGUCAAAGAGAAGAUCAAGAUCACCAAGGGUGAAUUCCGCGUUGGCACCUGGAUUGAUGGCGCGGGCUUCCAGAGCUGGUCCUGGCGCCACUGGGGUUGCUUUACCCCCAAGCAAAUUGUGAACGUCAAGAAGGACCUCGCUGAGGACUCCGAGGAGAAUCCUGAUUUCUCUCGAAUUGACGGCUUUGAUGAGAUUGGCGAAGAACUCCAGGACAAGAUUCGUAAGGCCAUCGAAGUCGGUCACGUCGAAGAUGACGAAUGGAGAGGUGAUCUCGAAUGCAACCGCCCUGGACAUGUCGGCAUGCGUGUCAAGGCUAGCAAGGCCAAGGCUAAUGAGGCCAAGGAAUCUGAUCAGUCCUCUCCUGGCAAGAAGCAUGGUCUAACCGAUUCCGAGAAUGCGGACGAGGAGCCUGCCAAGAAGAAGCAGACCCGUGGCAAGAAAGCUGCCGAUGAUGAUGAUGCCAUUGCUGAUGCCGCCGUCGUCGAGACUGAGCCCAAGGAGGCCAAGAAGCGUGGCCGGCCCCCGAAGAAGACUGCCGCGGACAAAGACAAAGCUGAUGUCAAUGUCGAACCCAAGAAGCGUGGCCGUCCUGCAAAGAAGACUUCGGACGAAGACAGUCCCGACGCUGAGAUUGAGGCCAAGGUCGCGGCCAAAACGCGUGGCGGUCGCGGCAAGAAAGUUUCUGAAGACGAAGGUGCUGAUGCAAACACUGAGAUGACUACCGAGCCCACUGAGCCCGCUGAGCCGACCCGCCCCAAGAAACGUGCUACUCGUGGCAACAAGAUCACCAAGGAUGAAACUGCCUCUGACGACAUUGAGCCCAAGGAGGAGCUCAAGAAGCGUACUACUCGUGGCAAGAAAAUCACUACCUCCGAGGCUAUCGUUGCGGACAUGGAGUCCGACCAACUUCAACCUGCCGAUGAGGUUAAGCCAACCAAGAAGGCGGCUGUGACCCGUGCAACUCGUGCAAAGAAGGAUGCCAACAAAGAUGUUUCCCCCGUCGAGAAGGAUGUCUCCUCUGCCGACAACGAGACUGGCCCUGUCAACUGCGAUAUCAAAAAGUCUACCACUCGUGCCAAGGCUGCCAAUGGCGCAAAGACUACGAAUGGCUCGAAAGCUACCAAUGGAGCCAAGGCCAGUGGAUCGGAUGCUUCCAAGGAUGAGCAGGCUGACGAAUCGACCGAGAAGCCCAAGCGCACCCGCGGUACCAACAAGAAGACCAACGGCAACAAUGCUACCUCUGAGAACAACCUCCAGCCAACUCGCAGCCGCAAGGCCCCUGUCGACAAGGCUACGCAGGCACCCACCGAAGAGGUUGCUGAACCCCUGAACUCUACCAAGGAGAAGCUCAAGACUAGAGCUCGCAAGCCAGCUGCCGUGAAGAUCACCGAUGAGUCCGCUGACCAGGCUGCCCAGGAGCCUGUCGAGGCCCCCAUUCAGAAAUCUGUUGAGGGCGCUACCAUCAAGUCCGAGGACGGUCCCAAGAAUGAGAACGCUCCCGCUGAAGUCCAAGAUGAGCCCAGCGUCGAGGCUGCUGAGAAGCCCGUUGAGGACGCUAACGAGAAGCCCCUCGAGUCUCCUCUGAAGCCAGUCAAGGCUGAGGACACUGCGAUGACCUCUAAGCUUGCCUACCCUUCGUGCUAG